AUGCCACCACCGCUCCAGAUCCCCCCGUCGCGCGCCCGCCGCCAAUUCGCCGCGCGCCUCGCCCAACGCAAACUCGAGUUCGAAGCCAGCCAGCAAGCCGACAACGCCGAAGACGGCGACGACUCGCUGUCGGACCCCAGCGCCCUGGCCAACCCCGACGACGACGAAAACGAGAAGCAGAAGGACGGAAGCAGGGCGAAGGAGCCGCACGAGCGGUUCACGGGCAUCUUCGAGGGCAUCGAGGACGAUAGCAGUUCGAAUGAUGGGAGCGAUGAUCUGGAUCCUGAGAUGGAGAGGAGGGAGAGGGAGGGCGCGUUGGUUGCGUAG
Aaosphaeria arxii CBS 175.79 is the source of this 327-nucleotide messenger RNA. RefSeq lists its product as uncharacterized. The record is from RefSeq and is a predicted model, not a curated record. The transcript has a single exon. NCBI's taxonomy places the organism in Eukaryota, Fungi, Ascomycota, Dothideomycetes, Pleosporales. Bases 1 to 327 code for a protein of 108 amino acids.